Molecule: messenger RNA, 372 nt
Organism: Malassezia globosa CBS 7966
Lineage: Eukaryota; Fungi; Basidiomycota; Malasseziomycetes; Malasseziales; Malasseziaceae
Exons: 1
Coding region: 1-372 (123 amino acids)
Biological process (GO): mitotic actomyosin contractile ring assembly actin filament organization
Cellular component (GO): mitotic actomyosin contractile ring; cell cortex
Molecular function (GO): calmodulin binding; actin filament binding; GTPase activator activity
Source: RefSeq, a predicted model, not a curated record
AUGAUGGCACUCCCAUUCUCACCCCAAUUCUUCCACCAGCGCAGCCUCAAGGCCGCAGGCCUCAUGCCCGCCUACGGCUCCUUCCGCUACACGGCCACCCGCCUGCAUGCCAAGGGCGUUCUUGCGCACAUCGAGCGCCCAGACAACCUCGCGAUCGACCAGUUGUUCUUUACCAUAUCGAGCGACGAGGUGGGCGUCUUUCAAAUCGAGGCCACCGUCGCUGGCAUCCUCGCCGGUGUCCUAACGCUCAAGAUGGACGAUCUGCUCGAAGCUCAGUACGCCAACGAGCAGUUCGUCAACAUGCUUGAUGGCGCCAUCCAAUUCCACCUCAAGCCGCUCAUCCACUUUAUUAAUAAAAAGUUUUACACAUGA